Messenger RNA from Harmonia axyridis, 1077 nucleotides. RefSeq lists its product as uncharacterized. The record is from RefSeq and is a predicted model, not a curated record. The coding region runs from base 1 to 1077 and encodes 358 amino acids. Lineage: Eukaryota; Metazoa; Arthropoda; Insecta; Coleoptera; Coccinellidae. The transcript has a single exon.
AUGGAAAGUGAGGCAAGUGGCGCUUCCCUACGAACUGGUACCACAAGGCCUAGCAGCUCAAAUAGGACAAGGUUGGUUAAUAGCUUGGACAUGUCACUUCCUGGCAGUCCCGCUGUUGGCCAAAGGAGAAAGAGGCAGCAUUGGACUAGGGAUAUGAACACCAGUCUUAUCAAUGCAUACUUCGAAGCGACAGAAGGGGAAACUAACAGAAGAAAAUAUGCGGCAAAACUGGAGGAACUCUGGUCUGAAAGAUACCCAGACAAACAAUUUGCCGGAAAACAGCUGAUUGCACAAAUUAAAAACAUCAAAACGCGGAAGCUCCUCGCUCCGGAUGAAAUUGACAUGCUGAAAGCUAAUUUCACAAGAAGGUCAACAAAUACAACUGCUGAAACAAUAAGAAGAAGUCUGCAUAGAAGGAGCAUAACACCACAACAAGAUGUAGAAAAUGAACAAAACAUUGAAGAACCGCAGACAACACAACACGAGCUGGACGAGACCCACAAAGAGAUAACAACACUCUUCCAGCAAAUCAGCCAAAAUUGGAAUGGAGUAAACAUGGAAGCUAGGCCCAAGAUUUCCAAACUCACUCAGAACAUAGACACGAAAGAAACCAUCCAAGCCAUCAACAAGGCAAUGAAAUCAGUGUUCGAUAACUCUACUAACUUCGCAGAUCUAUGUCACAUAGUAUAUUGCGCUGCCCUAAUUGCUAACACCAUAUUAAAGACUAGAAAAGAGACCCCAACACAAGAAAACCAUAAACAACAAAAACCACCUUGGGAGGAGAGAUUAGAAAAGAAGAUAUCGAAUAUGAGAAAAGAGAUAGGCGUCCUGCAUACAUUUCUGAAUAAUCCAAAUCCCAGCAAGAAAGUUGAAAAGAAGCUGCAAACAUACACCAAAAAAUUGAAAUUGAAAAACAAAUUAACGCAGUAUAAGGAAAGUUUGAGAACACACGCAGAGAAUCUAAAACAAAAAAUCGCGGCAUUGGGAAAUAGGAUAAGGAGAUAUCACAAAAAACACAACGAUACAGAGAAAACAAUCUUUUCACAUACAAUCAAAGGCAGUUCUUUAGGAAUAUAG